Molecule: messenger RNA, 2311 nt
Organism: Acipenser ruthenus (sterlet)
Lineage: Eukaryota; Metazoa; Chordata; Actinopteri; Acipenseriformes; Acipenseridae
Product: leucine-rich repeat and IQ domain-containing protein 4-like
Exons: 6
Coding region: 111-1868 (585 amino acids)
Molecular function (GO): protein binding
Source: RefSeq, a predicted model, not a curated record
GGCGGCGGCAGCACCAGCAAUGUUUCGAAGUAACAGUGCGCAAUCACUGCUUCCGGGGUAUGGGAUAAAGAUUCUGCUGCUAACUUGUCUUUAAUGAUUACUUUUCCAAAAUGCUUUCAGUUCGAUUCUCUAAUAUUGUCACCUCAUUAUACCUGGACACUGGGAUUAAAAGUAGCAUCGUUAAACUGGAGCUACCAAGAGAGCUUGCCAACCGGAUUUUAUUUCUGGACUCCGCUGAUCGUCAGCUACUAACCAUCCCAUCAGAUAUUCUGGAGCUGGUGGAGUUGGAGGAACUGCACUUGGAGAAGAACUUAAUCCAGACCAUCCCUAGCGAGAUCAAGCAUCUCCAGAAUCUCAAAGUCCUUUACCUGCAUGACAACAGCAUAGAGAGCCUGUGUGAUGAGCUGAGCGAGCUGAAAAACCUACUAAGUCUAGAUCUGAGCAACAAUCCUCUGACCCGUGCUGCUGGCUCGCUUUGGGCUGUGAGCAGACUGCGUUCUCUCCGUGAGCUGAGACUCUACAACCUGAACUUGGGGGAGCUGCCUGUCCAGAUCUGCAAAAACAAUUACAACCUGGAGCUGAUGGGUCUGUCUGGGAACGAGCUUGCGUUGCUGCCCAGCGAGAUGACAAAUAUGACUAAGCUUCGAGAAAUCUACUUGCAGAGGAACCGAUUUGAGUUGCUCCCUAGUGUCCUCUGCCAGCUUCCUGACUUAGAAAUAGUAGAUUUGGAGCAGAAUGCCCUGGGGGCUAUACCAGAUGAGAUUGCAUCUCUGCAAAAACUUAAGAAACUCUUCCUAGCCUCCAACAGGCUUGCAUUGCUCCCUGAUUCUCUUUUCAAAUGUACCAACUUAAUAGUCCUUGACGUAGCCAAUAACCAGCUGAGAAAGUUACCUCGCAGCCUCCCUGCGCUAACGGGGCUUGUUGAACUGGGACUGUCUAAUAACAACCUAUGUGUAUUUCCGCCCAUGCUUGGCAAGGUGGUGUCGCUGCAGGUGCUCUACUUGAAAAACACAGGGCUGAGGACACUACACUCUCAGUGUACUAACUUAAGAGAGAUACGGCUCCUAGAUCUCAGCCAAAACAGGUUCAGUACAUUUCCUGCAGAGAUCUGUUCUCUGGUGAAUUUAGAGGUGCUGUCUUUGGAUGACAACAGAUUACAUGAGAUACCUGCUGAAGUUAAGAAUCUCUCCAACCUGAAAUGUUUAGGGCUAACUGGCAAUAGGUUUGUCCAUUUCCCAGAAGAGGUUUGUUUUCUUGCUUCUUUGGAGAAGCUGUACCUGGGACAGGAUCAGGGGUUCAAGCUCACAACUGUGCACAAGAGCAUUGGUCUGCUCCAGAAUCUGAGAGAGCUUUACCUGGAAAACAACAGAUUUGAGAUGCUUCCUGCAACAAUUGGUCUCUUAAAGAAUUUAGAGAUCCUGGAUUGUCAUAACAACCAGCUCUUCGAGUUACCAAAUUCUGUCUGCAAUUUACAAGUUCAGGUGGCUGGCACAAUGUUCUUUACUGGAUUUCCUGGUGCUUCUUGCUCAGGUUUGAAGAAGUUCCUCCUCCAGUGUAACAGGCUGACCUGCCUCCCAGAUGAUCUGGACAGGCUGCCCACUCUGCAGGCUCUCCCUCUGGAGGAGAACCCUCUCCUGGACCCCCCUCUGGAGGUCUGCGCCCAGGGUAUUGCUGCCAUCAACAGACACCUACAGGAGAAGAGAAGACGCAAGGCUCUGGCAACAAAGAUCCAGGCAUGGUGGCGAGGGCUGAUGGUGCGGAAGUAUUUGGGUCCCUUCAAAGAACUCAAGAAAGACAAAAAGAAAGGCAAAGGAAAGAAGGAUAACAAAGGGAAGAAAGGAUCUGCAAAGGGCAACAAAAAGAAAUGAUCCCGAGUGAUACUAAAUGAGGAACCUGUGAAUAUAUUCCUGGCAGCACUGGAGUGAGGUGACUGGGAAUUGCAGUCCAAUUUGGAAGUGGGUUGGGGGAAUAUUUUGUAUGUUAAAAAAUUGCAAAUAUAAAAUUCCCUGUCUGCAUUUGCUGUUUGCUUGUGUAACAACAGUUCUGCACAAUCAUCUUUAAAUACAAAUCAUACAACAAUAAAGUGAAAAAAUAUAAAAAUUGAUUUCAAUCAAUUCAGGAAGUUGAUUUAAGAAUGCCUACAUGUACCUUAACAGUUUCUUCAUAGUUCUGUGACAUUAGCAAAUUUAUUUUUCAUUUCACAAAAACUUGUGCAAACUUAGCACAGAGGUAAAUGCUUUGUGAAUAACUACUGUAUGUAUUUGUUUUUUUAAAUAUGGAGAGAUCAUUUCAACAGGUCAUGAAGGACUUC